This is a messenger RNA of Trichoderma gamsii, 3690 nucleotides long. RefSeq lists its product as hypothetical. Gene Ontology annotation, molecular function: protein phosphatase activator activity. Bases 1 to 3690 code for a protein of 1229 amino acids. Gene Ontology annotation, biological process: protein dephosphorylation; DNA damage response. NCBI's taxonomy places the organism in Eukaryota, Fungi, Ascomycota, Sordariomycetes, Hypocreales, Hypocreaceae. The record is from RefSeq and is a predicted model, not a curated record. The transcript has 6 exons. Gene Ontology annotation, cellular component: nucleoplasm; protein phosphatase 4 complex.
AUGUCGCAGAGCCAGCAAGACCGGGCUCUUCUAGUGCUCUUCCUUUGCUCUUCCACGGACUUUCUGGCGGCGGCCGGUGCAAAGAGGCUGCAGCUGCAGAGAUCAUUGAUGCACGACUGGGCGGCUUACGGUGCGCCGUCGCAGCUUAAUGGCGCCUGCAAGCUGCUCGUGACAGCGAGAGAUGCCAUCUUUGGAGGCCCCCAGUUUUGCAGGCGCCAGCUGCUAGGCCAGGCCAGGCCAGGCUCUAGAUUAAAAAGCAGCCGCUCCAGGGCCUGUUUUUUUCGCUGCUCCACUGCCGCCAUCGACGACGCCGCCCGUGGUCACGCGCUUUUCCCGCUCGCAACUACUAUCCCCAAUUUCUCGUGCCGACAAGCACAAGCCCAGACGCCCAGCAUAUCGCUAUCGAGCCGCAGCCUCAGCGUUGCCGCCAGCCAUCCAACAUCAGACGCCUCGUCGUCCUGCGUCGCGCGCGCAUCCUCGACCCUCGCCAGGCCUCACUGCGUCCAUCGCCUGGUGGUCGCGCCUCUGCCUGUCUCUCCCGACAUAUUCCGUCACCCCAGAAAAGGCCCUGAACCUGACGCCUUUCUCCUCCGCCACUGGCCCCGGUCGUAUCACAGAGCCCUGACUUGCCGAGCAACAACAAACGAGAGGCCAUCGACACGCAAGGGCCCUCUCCAGCGCUGCGUCUGUGUGUCGCGCCUUGAUUGUGCUGUGCAUGGCGCACUGAGGAAGGGGGAAAAGUUCCUUCGCGCGCGCCCAUCUCCACGGGGCGCAUCACCGCACGGCACCGUGGCGGCGCUCACCAUCCUCGACCAUCCCGAGACGCCGGAGCUGUCCCUGCAGCAGCAUCUCGACCUCGCGCCCGACCUGGUGGGCUACGGCGACCAACUCGUCACGGGGGACGAUCCCCAGUCCUUGAUGAUGGCACAGCCGGUGCCUCAUCAGGACAAGAAGCGCGUCAAGGUCUAUGAGCUGCGCAACAACGACUGGUUUGACCGCGGCACGGGCUUCUGUACCGCCAAGUUUGCGACCAACGAAGAUGGCCACAAAGAUCCCAAAGUCAUUGUAGAAUCCGAAGACCAGCCCGAACGACUUCUCCUCGAGACAACGAUCCAGAAGCAAGAUGGUUUCCAGAAGCAACAAGGCAAGCGCGCCCCCGUUAUCUGGCGUAUCUCUUGUGAUGACGACAUGUCCACUAAUGUAGGCGCAACAGAAACGCUCAUCGUAUGGCAGGAGCCAGGCAGUGGUGUGGAUAUGGCUUUGAGCUUCCAAGAGGCCGAAGGAUGCGCCAUGAUAUGUCGCCAGCGCGUUCGCGAUCGCCUACGCGAAAGAAGAAUGAUGCAAGCUAACCGUCAACGCGAAACCAGGCGUUUCAUCAACACCGUCCAGCAGACACUCCAGCAUCAACAAACUGAUACAGACGAUAAUCUUGACGAUGAACUGGCCAUCGAACCGAUCCCUCCCGUCAACCUCCCCGCUGCUGAACUAGGUAAUCUGGCCGAAAUCGAGACCAGCCUUAGAUCCACGAGCUCGACCGCUGCUGGCCGUGAAGCUGUCGCCAAAUACAUCGUGUCUGAAGACUACAUCGACAAGCUUAUCCCCUUGGUCGAGAUUGCCGAGGAUUUGGAAAGCCUUCCUGACCUGCAUCGUCUGUGCAACAUUAUGAAGACCAUUCUCUUACUCAACGACACCUCCAUUAUUGAGCAUUCUGUUUCCGAUGAAUGUUUGCUGGGCGUUGUCGGCGCUCUGGAAUACGACCCUGACUUCCCCAGCCACAAGGCCAAUCACCGCCACUGGCUCAGCAACCAGGGACGGUUCAAAGAGGUCGUGCCCAUCGAUGAUGAAAACGUUCGCCGCAAGAUCCAUCAGACGUACCGUCUCCAGUACCUCAAAGACGUUGUCUUGGCCAGAAUUCUCGACGAUCCCACCUUCUCCGUGCUCAGCUCCCUCAUCUUCUUCAACCAAGUCGAAAUUGUCCAGCAUCUGCAAUCAAGUCCGGGCUUCCUCAUGAACCUCUUUGGCAUCUUCUCUGCCCAUUAUCCCGAGACAAAGAAGCGAAAAGAGGCUGUCUUGUUCAUUCAGCAAUGCUGUUCCAUCGCCAAGACCGUGCAGGCCCCUGCUAGGCAGUCUCUGUACAUCAACUUCCUCAACCAUGGCCUGCUCCGAGUCAUCUAUUAUGGCUUGAGGCACGUUGACGUGGCUGUGCGCGUGGGAGCUACAGACAUCUUGAUUUCCAUCAUUGAUCACGAUCCAAUGCUGAUUCGCCAAACCAUUUUCCGACAGAUGCAGGAGGGCUCCUCAUCGCUAUUGGAUUGUUUGAUCGAUCUUCUCCUGGUCGAGGUUGAUUUGGGCAUCAAGACUCAAAUAUCAGAUGCCCUUAGAGUCAUAUUGGACCAUGGAAACACCGCCGCUUACAGCGAGCCUGCCACUAAUAACAAUGGCAACAACGCUGGUGGCAAUGGCAACGCCAACGGCAACAACGGCAACGGUCAAAAGCAGCAAACCAGUGAGUAUGCGUUCAGAGCUCGGUUGCAAAUGUCCGUCGACCCACAACAUGAACACUUUUUGAAUCGCUUUUACGAUACUUCUGCCGUCAGGCUGUUCAAGCCCAUCAUCGAGCUGGAUAGCCGUCCUAAUUUAGACUUUACCGUUCAGGAAGCUGCCAUGUUUUCGGGGCUGGUAGAGGUGCUCGGCUUUUUCAUUCGACAACAUCAUCGAUUCAGCAGGUACUUCUUCAUUGUCCAUAAUUUGGCAGCACGAAUCAUCCUGCUUCUCAAAUGCCGCGACAAGUAUCUGCAGCUGGUUUCGAUUCGAUGCGUUCGCUUGAUUAUCGGUCUCCAGGAGGAGCUGUACGUCAAGAAUCUCAUUACAAAUGAUGUCUUGGGUCCAAUCCUAGAAGUCUUGGUCGAGACGGUGCCGCGUGACAAUCUUGUCAGUGCCGCGUGCACUGAGCUUUUCGACUUUAUCAAGAAGGAAUACCUGAGGGACAUGGUUAAGCAACUUGUGGCUGAGCACCGAGAUAAUUUGCUUCUCGUCGAGCAUAUUCCACCUUGUCGAGAUUUGAUCAUGCGAUAUGAUCAUACAGAAGGGUUCACAACCAACAUGGACAUGUUCGCCGACACGGACGACGACAUGAUGAAGAGACCAACUCAUAUUAGAAUGCUAGAGUAUAUGCCGAUUGACUUACGUGAGGAGGAGUACUGGGAUUCGUCAGAUCCCGAAGAUGACAACGAAGACCAGAGCUCAGGAGAUAGGUCCUCCGACAGCGGCGGCGCCUCCUCAAAACCCCUGGUGGAUUACGACUCUGAUGAAGACGACGAAGAUGCGGAAGAGAACGCGGAACACGAUGCCGAUCACCACGAUAACGACAACGAUGAGGAUGCUGAUGCCGACUUUGCUCCACGGCCAUCAAGCGCCUCGCCUAACGUGCCGCCACCCGAGCGCCUGUCUGAAAAACGCCGACGAGAAGCAGACGAGGACGAUGAUGACGAACUAGGGAAGCUGAUGCACAGCAAACGACGCAACAGCAGCUCUACAGAAUCCAACUCGUCAAUCACGCAGAAUCUCAACCGCAGACGCAAGAACUUUGCAAACGGAGCCGGAAACGGUGUCACGCCUAGAAAGAUAGCCAUCAGCCUGUCGCCAGCCCUAAAGUCAGGCGGUCCCUCUCGAUCUGACGACGACUUGUGA